Eucalyptus grandis is the source of this 2064-nucleotide messenger RNA. Its product is annotated as probable serine/threonine-protein kinase PBL3. Gene Ontology annotation, biological process: protein phosphorylation. Gene Ontology annotation, molecular function: protein kinase activity; ATP binding. Lineage: Eukaryota; Viridiplantae; Streptophyta; Magnoliopsida; Myrtales; Myrtaceae. The record is from RefSeq and is a predicted model, not a curated record. Bases 751 to 1842 code for a protein of 363 amino acids. The transcript has 7 exons.
GGCCCGGCGCUCCCUCCCUCUCUCUCUCUCUCUCUCUCUUUCCACUUUCGCUUCUCAUCUUCUCCACCACCACCUCCUCCUCCUCCUCCUCCUCCUCCAUAUCAUUGCACGUUCGCAUUUCCAUUUCCUGGUUCCCCAAUUUCCUGCGACUUUCCUCUCGCGGUCUGUCGAGUCUUCUUCCCCACUUUUCUUUCUCGAGCUAAAGAAGCACUGCUCCAUACGGAAAGUCCUCUUCCAUCCCGUCCAGCCUCCCUUCCCCCUCCUUACCCUCCUGCUCAUCAUUAGCAUCCUCCCCCCGUUCAAUCACUUCCCCUUCAAAAUCCCCUCCCCCUUUACUAAUAGAGGGGAGCAGGGCAACGGGCUUUUGCUGAAUUCUUGAAAAAGGCGGGGAGGGGGUCAUUGGGAAGCGUUCUUAUGGGCAAUUGCUUGCGCUCUUCUGCUAAAGUAGAAGCUACCCAGAGCUCCCGUUCCACUUUGGAGAGUUAGCUUCCAUGACUGCGGAUAUCUUACUUGAGUGUUCGGACGUUCGAGAUGAGAGCUUAGGAUCCAAUGCGAUGGCUAUUCCCACAUUGAACCAGGAAACAUGACUCUGUGAGACUGAAUUUGCUAGGAGAGACUCAUCUUUUUUUGGUUGUUGGGCUUUGAGGAGUCUCGAAAAACUCCAGCAAAACCAGCCGUUUAUCAACUCGCUCGAGCUUCACCACGCUAUCCUGCAGCGACAGGAGCAAUGCUUCGACUGCAAGUCUUCCGAUGCCAAGGUCGGAAGGAGAGAUCUUGUCCUCUCCAAAUUUGAAAGCAUUCACAUUCGGUGAGCUGCGGAAUGCCACCAGGAACUUCCGUCCGGAUAGCCUUCUUGGUGAAGGGGGAUUUGGGUAUGUCUUCAAAGGAUGGAUCGAUGAAGUCACUUUAGCUGCUGCAAAACCUGGAUCAGGAAUGGUUGUGGCGGUCAAGAAACUUAAGCCCGAAGGUUUUCAAGGCCACAAGGAGUGGUUGACAGAAGUUGAUUACCUUGGUCAACUCCAUCAUCCAAAUCUGGUCAAAUUAAUUGGAUACUGUGUGGAAGGUGAAAAUCGACUGUUGGUCUAUGAAUUUAUGCCCAAGGGGAGCUUGGAGAACCAUCUUUUCAGGAGAGGGCCACAGCCUCUUUCUUGGGCGACAAGAAUCAAAGUGGCUGUAGGUGCUGCCCGUGGGCUCUCUUUUCUACACGAUGCCAAAUCACCCGUAAUAUACCGUGAUUUCAAGGCAUCAAAUAUCCUUCUUGAUGCGGAAUACAAUGCAAAACUGUCCGAUUUUGGAUUGGCCAAGGCUGGGCCAACUGGUGACAAGACUCACGUGUCUACCCAAGUCAUGGGUACUCACGGGUAUGCAGCACCUGAAUAUGUUGCUACUGGACGUUUGACUGCUAAGAGUGAUGUCUACAGUUUCGGGGUCGUGUUGCUAGAACUGUUGUCUGGCAGGCGUGCAGUCGACAAAUUGAAAGUCGGGGUGGAGCAAAAUCUGGUGGAUUGGGCAAGACCCUAUUUAGGCGACAAAAGAAAACUGUUUCGGGUAAUGGACACCAAAUUGGAGGGCCAAUAUCCCCAGAAAGGAGCCUAUACAGCUGCAUCACUCGCUUUACAAUGCCUGAAUGGCGAGGCCAAAGCUAGGCCUAAGAUGUCCGAGGUUUUGGUGAGCCUUGAAGAGCUUGAGGCUCCCAAAAGUGGAGCCAAGCAUUACCCAUCCGACCAUCACACUUUUCUGUCCACGCCGCCGAAGUCCCCUCUGAAGCAGCAGCGAUCUCCAGUUAAUUUGACACCGAGGGCGUCACCAUUGCGGUCUCAGAGGCAUUUGGCGCAUGUCUGAUGAGGAGGACGAAGGCCUUGUGUUUGUAUAAAGGUUUCUUUCACAUACAUAAUGUGGUUUUGAUAGGUGUGCUAUACGAGUGUAGAAUGUCUGACGAAAUUUUUGCACCCUCAGUUAAUAUGUGCUUCUCAUCGGUGUAUCUUCUGUCACUUCAUGAGCUUCAUUUCUCUUUCGCUUUGCUUGGUGGCUGGUUUCAGUAAUUGAUGCUUAUGAUUCUCUCUC